AAAUCGAACACUAAAACUUCUUCAAGAUUUCACGUUUCCGGCGACCGAUCCCGGAGCAAUUUCCGUUAAAUCUCACCACAACACGUUCGCAUACACACACAUCGUAAUGAAUUUCAUCUUUCCGAUUCUAAUUUCAACAUAACCUUUUGCUUUUGCACUGUCACUAAUUUGUAAAUUAGGGUUUAUUAGGGUUUCGUCAUCAAACUAGAAUGGGUCGUUCACGAGCAGUCAAUCACUCUACAGAGGAGGAUUCCAAUCAAAGCCGAUCAAAGAGAAAGCGAACUACCUCAAAUUUAGAGAAUCUAGAGGCUGCAACUUCAGGCCAAGGGAUGAGUGAAGGGAAGAAAGCUUUGUACCAUUGUAACUACUGCAACAAGGACAUAUCGGGAAAGAUACGUAUCAAGUGUGCUUGCUGUUCUGACUUUGAUCUUUGUGUUGAGUGUUUUUCCGUUGGAGCCGAGGUUUAUCCUCAUAAAAGCAAUCAUCCGUAUAGGGUUAUGGAUAAUCUGUCGUUUCCACUCUUCUGUUCUGAUUGGAAUGCAGAUGAGGAGAUAUUGCUACUUGAGGGGAUAGAAAUGUACGGUCUGGCAAACUGGAAUGAGGUUGCAGAACAUGUUGGAACCAAAAGCAAAUCACAAUGUAUUGAACAUUAUAACACCAUAUACAUGAAUUCACCUUGCUUUCCACUUCCGGACAUGUCACAUGUUAUGGGAAAGAAUAGAGAAGAACUUCUUGCAAUGGCCCGAGGAGGUGAAGUUGCCAAAGGACACCAAACCGGAGGGGAACUUUCUGUGAAAGAGGAAUCUCCGUUUUCUGCCAGAAUAAAGGUUGAAGAUAUAAGAAAAGAAAAUUCAGCAGGUCGGCCCUUGUCUGGUUCGGUUGGAGGUUCUAGCAUUGUUAAUGCAUCAACAGGGGCAGGUAAGAGAACAUCAAGCAUUAUCCCAAGCGACAAAAGCGGUGACGGAAUUAAAAUAGAAGUCCCAGAUUCUCACACAGACCGCAGUUUCGGAGAAAAAAAGCUGAGGACAUCAGUAGAAGAGGGGCCUUCAAUGACGGAAUUGAGCGGAUAUAACUUCAAGAGGCAAGAAUUUGAAGUCGAAUACGACAAUGACGCUGAACAGUUGCUAGCAGACAUGGAAUUUAAAGAAACCGAUACGGAUCCUGAACGUGAACUUAAACUGCGUGUCUUGCGUAUAUACUCAAAAAGGCUAGAUGAGAGGAAACGCAGAAAAGACUUUAUUCUAGAAAGGAACUUACUUUACGGAGACCCGUUCGAGCAGGGCCUUUCCCCUGAAGAAAAAGAAAUAUGCCGCCGAUAUAGGGUGUUCAUGCGGUUCCAUACAAAAGAGGAACACGAGGAGUUGCUGAAAACCAUCAUUGAAGAACACAGGAUUCGAAAACGAAUAGAGGAUUUGCAGGAAGCUCGAGCUGCCGGUUGUAGGGGAUCGGCAGAUGCCGAAAGAUACAUCGAACAAAAGAGAAAGAGAGAAGCUGAAGAAAAGGCACGCGGGUUGAAGGAUAACGUGCUGCCGGGUCCUAGCGGUAAAUUCUUGCAACGAGCCAAUCAUCUGAAAGGGGACGUUGAUACUGGUGGAAAAGACUCUUCCGCCCCUGGAGGUCUAGCUAUAGCCAGUUUGGAUGAUUGGGAUGUAAGCGGACAUUUGGGUGCUGAGUUACUUUCAGAAGCUGAGAAACGGUUGUGCUCGGAGAUGAAGGUUCUUCCUACACAUUAUCUGGGCAUGCUAGAGAAACUUACGAUAGAGGUUUUGAAUGGUCACAUAGCUCAAAAGUCUGAUGCACACCGUCUGUUUAAUGUCGAUCCAAACAAGGUGGAUAGAGUGUAUGACAUGCUUUUAAAGAAAGGAAUCGGUCAACCAUGAACCGGUUGACCAUGCCGGCGGGUAUGUGCUUGCAAUCUAUAAUCUAUUAGUUGACUGUUUGAUGCAGUGGAAACACCUUCUGAACCUCUAAUUAUUAGUUAAAUCACUUGGUUGUAAGUAAUAUAAAGUGUAGACAUGUUGGUGAGUUUAAAACAUUUUUAAUAAUAUGCACAAUAGUUUUGUCCAGGUCAUUUGGACCAAAUAAAACCAAAGGGAAAAGCUUGGUAAUGA
Helianthus annuus (common sunflower) is the source of this 2111-nucleotide messenger RNA. Its product is annotated as transcriptional adapter ADA2. Gene Ontology annotation, molecular function: chromatin binding; protein binding; zinc ion binding. Bases 210 to 1880 code for a protein of 556 amino acids. The record is from RefSeq and is a predicted model, not a curated record. Gene Ontology annotation, cellular component: nucleus. Gene Ontology annotation, biological process: chromatin remodeling; regulation of transcription by RNA polymerase II. Lineage: Eukaryota; Viridiplantae; Streptophyta; Magnoliopsida; Asterales; Asteraceae. The transcript has 13 exons.